AUGUCAUACGCAGUCGAGGUCCCAAUCCCUCCCGGAGUGCACACCCUCCGCAUCAAGACUCUCUCGCCUAAACUGUACCUUUCUGCCCCGUCUGAGGAUGUGGGACAGAUUGAGGUUGUAGAGUGGAAGCCUGAGGCUGAGGCAUUUGGUGGAUGCGAGGCUGCUGGGUACUAUGAGGGUGGUUCGCACAAGGCUGUUGGAACCAGGACUGCUACUAGGCCUAGGUACGAUGAUAAUACUGGCGACGACGCUCAGACGUGGAGAGGCCAACGACGCUGCUGGACUGGUCCCAUCACUCAUAAUGUCGACCUUCAAGACCAAGACAGCUUCGCAAGCUCAUCCUCUUCAUCCCGUUCAGCGCACAACGGUCAUACCAUCCAUCCGUCUUCCGAAGCGCAAGGACUUGCGUCCUCGUCGUACCAGACACCGGUAUUGAAUCACGGCUGUGAUCUGCGUCGAUCCAACCGGGUCUCCAAGUCCGAUCAUAUGCAGGGUGUGCGCCGGGUCUCAGCUUCACCCCCGUAUCUACCUCAUAAUGAGCCAUCUUCCACUAUACCCAAAUGCCAUAACGACGACUCGGACAACACCUAUGAAGUCCUGCCAAGCAAAUUCAACUUGAACAGCUCAUUUAAGAGUCCACUGUUCAAGAGCGACAAGCAUGAACCCAAUACCUCGUCAAAGCGCUACAAGUUUGGAGCGACAGACCUACAUCCCUUUGAGGUACGCCUCCCAGAUGCGAAUACCGAGUUUGCGUCUGUAGAUAUUCAGGAGGCUCUCCGUGCUGAAGUUGGUAGGAGGGAACGGAUAUAG
Molecule: messenger RNA, 810 nt
Organism: Coprinopsis cinerea okayama7#130
Lineage: Eukaryota; Fungi; Basidiomycota; Agaricomycetes; Agaricales; Psathyrellaceae
Exons: 1
Coding region: 1-810 (269 amino acids)
Source: RefSeq, a predicted model, not a curated record